GUGUUUUUUGACAAGCAUGCUGGGAUAAUAGAAAUGUAAAUAUAUAUGUGUGUGUGUAUGUUAAAUUGAUUUUUAAGAAUUGCAAUGUGUACAGUAUAGAGAGCAGAAAGGGUUGUAAGAAUGCUGCAUCUUUGGAGAAUUCAAAUAUGCAUGAUUUGCAUGAAUAAUUUUUUUUAAACUUGUGCCUUUAUUGCUAUGCAAGAGAAUGUUGAUACAUUUUUAUGCAUCAUCGAGGUUUGGCACAUUUACUAAAAAGUAAUGCCGUAUCAUAUUUUAUUAGCUUUGCUUUCUACGUUUUCGGUUCAUCUAAUAUUGUUUUAUUUUAAAUUUCUGUGGCCUCUCAUUAGUGGAUAAAGGUAAGCUGCCAGAAGCUGUUGUUAAAAAGCUGACAGUGUUAAAGCAGCUUCAACUUCAACUUGUUUUCAUUAGACUCUAAUCUGAAAAAGUGCAUAUUAUGAUAUCACUUUGACUUCUCUGCAUGAAAUAAGCUUAAUUCUUCUUGCUGCUGGUAAUAAAAAAAGUGUUGAGCAUUCAGUCUUUUAUUUGCUAAUUUUAAGCAAUGUGAUUGGAGAUUCCUUGAACAUUCUCAUUCUAAAUAUGCAUAAUUCUUUGGGAAUUUUGAUUAAUUUUGUAGAAGUGAAGAAAGUAAUUGUUCUUUUCUUCCUGAAUUUCAUGUAUUAGGUCAUUAUAAAGUAGUUUUUCAGGUAGACUAAAGAUUAUGUUAUGGAUGGACUGUAUUUAAAAAGAGAAAUGCCCAGCGUAAAUUUAUAUUUUGUUAUUCCACCAGAAUAGUGUGUUUAGCGAGUGACACCAAGUACCUCGCUGCAGAGUAAUACAGUCUAUCAUGCAAUAAUGCUCAUUUAAAUACUCACAUUUUCUAAGAUUUUUUAUUUUUAGCUUAGUCCCCUAUGAAGGGGAAUGUGAAAGAAUCAAGGCAUUGAGCAUAAAUGGCCACACUUUUUUCCCCAUAAGUCAAUUUUUUCUGGGGCGGAUGGACCCCACUCAUCCAUUUGCGAGUCAGAAGGCACAGGGUUUCAGUGGGAGCUCUGACAAACAAAGGGCUACAGAAGUGAUUACAGUCUUCUCUGUGGCAUAACAACCGAAUGAAGACCAAAAUUAAACAUUCCGAUAACUUAUCCCUAACAGAUCUCAGAAAAUUUGUUUUGUCUAUGCUAAGAACUUUAGGAACCUGAGUAAAGAUUUCAACAGUUUGUGAAUGCUCCAUAAUUUUUCUUCCGGGAUUAAAACGUAGAACAUUAUUUUUGGACCCAAUUUUUUGUUUGGAGUAUUUUGAUUUGUUUUCCUUGCCUGGAGUGCUGUGAGACUUUGCUGACUUAUCAGUAAGCUUUCCCAAGGAGGCAGGAAUAUGUAGGUAUCAUUUCCCCUACUUCCUUAUUCCCUUCUGCGAAUCACUCUCAGAGUAUUUUUGUAUUUCUAUUACUUUUCAGUCUUAUGUAGUAGAUACUGUUACUAAAACAGAGCAGCAGCACUCUUUUCCAGAGGAAAACCACUUCUUAACAGUAACAUCGCUCUUGUUAUGAAAAGCAUUAUAUUUUAGCUUACUCAUUCCCUAAUUCAGAGUAUAGUAUUUGACCUGCUGUGUGUUCUCAUUGGCUUGUAGAAACCACUGCAGCUCUUGUGAUUAGCAGCCAUGGAACAUACUUGAAUCUUUAAGCAAGUUUCCCAUCCAUAUCUUUAUCCAGAUGGGGCAAAUAUUACCAUGGCAAGACUUUACUAUUUUGAAGAAUAUUUCUGAAGCAUGCUCCAGAAGCGUAUGUCCCCUAAUAAAACUGUGGUAAUACUGGAGCAUAACAGAAAUUUUUCAUCCAAAAGCCUGUAAAUACUAGUUCCGUGUAAUACUCUAAAAAUUUGCCACGUUAGCAAACUAUGACUGCUGUUAUAAAUAACAUCUGUGGUCCACCUAUUCUGAUAUUUGUCCUGUAAAAGGACUAUUAGCAGAAGGAGAAAGAAUUCUUGAAUUGCACAAAGAUCAAACAAGUUUCCAAGAAGAAAACAUUUUCACUCACCAAAAAAAAUUGUCUUCUGAUGUGAAACAUAGAUUGUAUGUGUGUAUAUAUAUAAUUUACAUAUCUUUAUAUGUAUAUGUGUAUAUAUUGGACAUCUGUAUGAACUAUGAGAACACCCACAUUUUUAUGUCCAUUAAACAAUUUAAUAAACAUUUGUUUUGAAAUAUAUAUAUACAAACUAAAUAGAAAAUGCAUAUAGAUGAACACUGUGGAUGUUCUCAUCAAUAUAUGUGUAAUCUUUUUUCUGAACUGAAGAAGCUCAUGGUCUCAAUAAUGUCUUGUGGCAAAGAAUUCCACAGGCUAAUUAUGUGCUGUGUACAAACGUAUUUCUUUUUUAUUGGUUUUGAAUGUGAUGCCUUUAAUUUUAUUGAAUGUCCCUUGUUAUGUAGUAUAAGAAAAAGGUAAACGGAAAUUCCCGAUUUGAUUUCCCUUAGAGUAUAUACUUUUUUCUUCAGUUUUCCUAGCUUAGCUAAAUGACGUGAUAUUUUUUAAUUUAUACACCUUGCAGUCUUCGCAGUCACAUCCUUUGCCUGGCUCUGAACUCACGGUGUUACUGAUGUAUUUUGAGCUUCCCUGUUCCCCAUAACACUUAGCAGACCAUCUCAGUUGUUCUCUUUCAGUUGAGUUAAUCCAAAUGAUGGUAGAGAACGUGUGAUAGUGAUUCCUUUCCAUUUCAAUCUGCAAAGAUAUUGAAAUGCCCUAUUAUAAUUUUAAAGCUUUCAUAUCAAUAAUUUGCCCCAGUAACUACUUUUUUAAAAAGAAUUUAGAGAAAACUUGUACAUAUAUCCCUAAAGUACGCAGGGGAGCAAUUUCUUAUAGUUCAAAUCUGAACCCUGAUAAACUGGGCUUUUGCCAAGCUGUUUAUCUAAACUGGUUUCAUAGAUACAUGCAUAGUACAGGUUAGCAGAUAGAGGCUGACUUCUUAAAUGGAAGAAAAAUGUUUAUGCUCAAAGUAACAGACAAGGAUUUAGCAUAUAAAAUUAUCUUCAGAAUUGAUUCACAGUUCAUUCCCUUUCUGUUUCCAAGCUUCAGUACGGAAGAAGAAGGGUAAGGGGAAGCAUUUUGUCUCUUGUUUAACCUGUUUCUCACCUUUCCAUAGUGGAGGAUAAUAACAUAAUGUAAAUGUUGGCAUAUGGUCCAGUUUAUUUUAUGGUGUCAAAUGUACAUUAGUUAUUGUAUAUGUUUUUUAGUUAUUUAGUUAACAAAUUGCAAGCACACUAAGAACUCAAGCAGAAGACUACAUCUGAAAAUAUUCCCCCCAUUUCUUCCUUUUGUCUCCUUUCCUUCAUCUUGCCUUUCUUUCCUUCUUUCUAUCCAACUCUUUUCCAAACCCUUCCAUUUCAUCUCCUCACAGUUACUGUGCUAACUGGCAGCCACUGAGAGUAUAUGGCCAGUAACACAUUCUCAGUGUAGUCCUACGUUAGUGAUUUCACUUGUCUUUUUGACGGCCAAAUGUUACUCACGUAACCACACUGUCUCUAUCUCAGGAAGUAGGGAUCUUGCACACACCACUUGAACUUUUGACCUGGAGAAAUGCUGCUCUGCACAAUUUUAAGUUUUUUAUAUAACAUCUUCCACACUGUCCCGUAUGCAUGGAGUGCCGUCCCUAAACUGAUUCAUAAGACCGCUACCUUCUCCCUGAAAUCUCUCCUUAAGACCCACUUCCCCUGUGAUCCCUAUUAAGCAAUCAUCUCAGUAAUUAUGGCUAGGCAGAGGGACAGGUAGACAUAGUGGUGCUAUUUUAAUAAUUUUUAUAAAUGUAACUGCAUAUAUAUGUAUACAACUUCGUUUGUGUUUAGCUGUAUUUUUCCAUACUCCUGUAUGUCAUUUUUCUUUCUUAGAUUGUAAGCUCCUCUGAGCAGGGACUGUGCCAUUCACACGUUUUCAUGAUGUGUAGCCCAAGGAAGAGCCUUAAACUUCUCUGGGGCCCUAGGUGGUAGCUGGUAAAACAGUCUGUGUGCUGCUCUUUGACAAAGCUCGGUGUCCCUGAAAGGAAGGCUAGGCUGUAGGCAGUGUCUUCUCUCAGCAGUGAAGUUUUUGUUUUUUAAUGUUAUACAAAAUCAAGUUAUUUAUUUUCCUCUCUUUAUUUUCUCUUCCUUCCUGACCUCCUUUCAGGUCACUAACAGAGAUUCAGCUAGUGGUAUUUUCCAUUCUUGAUUCAGAAAAUGUGCCAAAUAAAACCCCAUUGCAACUGGUAUGUUUUGGCAGCAUAUAAAAGUCUUUACAUUGUUAUAGUAGAGUUAUCUGUCAAGCAAAAUACAGUUUUCUGGGUCAUAGGUGAGGGAGACAUUAAGAUGGAACUAGUGGCUUUUGUGGUUCUGUUUGACUGGUUUUUUGGUCCUCUUUGGAUGAGGGUUUUGGUUCAGUGGGAGGCUGGGAGAAGGGAAGAGCAUAGGCAGCAUUUUUGUGUUGAGUAUCGACUAUAUGCCAUUUGUGGCUAAAGAGAUAGGUAAUAAAAUCUUAAGGUCGCAAAAAAUUUAGAGCAGUAUGUCGUGGGCAGUAUUACCAUUUUACUGCAGUUUCAUAGCACAAAUUACUAAAAAGUAAGGAAUGCUCAGGCUGUGCCACUGACUUUAUGCUUACAGCAGCUUCCUAACUCGGAGAAAUAACAUCCAGUUCCGGACUGCGGUUUUGAAGAGGAUGUGUUUUUAGUAGUAAAAUUAGUUUCUGGAUUUUAUGAGAUAUCAGGGAGGGGAAAGAGGCAUUAUUUUUUUUCUUACGUGACUCAUAUGUUUUCAACAACAGACUAACAAUUGUAGCAGCAAGCUUUUUUGAUGCAGUACUUACAGUACAAUUCUAGAUAAUAUGUGGUUAGCCCAUUCAUACUGAAGAAUAUCCAAAAUGUUCAUGCAAAUUAAACUUAAGAUUUGAAAAUACUCUAAAGAUAAAAUACUAAAAGUUUAUUAAACUACUAAUGCAUUUUUUUCAAUCAUAAUUUUUAUCAUCACUGCAAAAAAGAGAUUUCAUUAGAUUUUCGAAAUGAAUAUUUUAAAAUAAUAAAUUUAACUUCAUAAAAAUUUUAUAUGGCUUGUGAAAAGCUUGCUUUUGAAGGAUUCGAUCUUCAGUUUUUAUUUUGAUGUACUUGCUAAUAACUUCUUGUGGAUAGAGAGUUUUAAAAUGAUGUGAUUCUUAACAAGUACGUACUGUAAACAUCUGGAUGUAUGAUUCAAAAGCUUCAUACUCCUAAGCUUUUUACUGCCAAGAAGUGGGUUUGAUUUAGUGAGUAACUUGGGAUUUUCAGUGAAAGCUUAAGUAGACAGUUUUUAAAUUAAAAGCUAAUACAAAAAUCCUUGGGAGACAGUUCAAGAAUUAAAGAGAAAGUAGAAAAUUAAGAUACUGCAGGCUGCAUUUUCAUAGUGAAAUACGACAAGAUAAAAAAAAUCAUCUGUAUCAAAAAAACCCUACUUUGACGGUGUCAUAACAGUGUCAGUUGUGAGCAGUGGGGAUGUGUUAUUUAUUUUUUAAUAUAUUUGAUACAUAAUCAAAGUAAAAUAAUUCCUCUGUGUGCUGAUAAUGCUGAUCUUUGGGUUUUGGUGUGGGCUAAAGGACCAAAUAGUAGGAUUUCCCUCCCUUCAGCAGUUUAGAUGCUAGAGCUGCCUCUCAGAUAAAAAAUAACUGUGAUAUCAUCAACAUAGAAUAUUGUUACCUGGCAUCAAGUCUUAGCUGCAUUUGAAUGGAAAAAUAUCAGUUGAUGGCAUUCAAAAGAAAUAUUAUUAGCUCUGUCUGCAAUAAGCAUUCGCACUUCAUCUCAUUCUUGUUGUCCAUUGUUUCAAAGGUGGCACAUUCUAAUGGCAUCUGAAACAAUGAAAUUGCAGAGCAAAUAUAUAUAAAUGAAUGCCAAACAGUGGAUUAUCUUAAAGUGUUAUGUUAUGUUUGAAGAAACCCCUCACAAAAGACGUCUGAGUUCAAAAAGUCAUUUUUAAUUUCAAUAUGAUGGAGUUGAUGAUGGAGAUUUGUCUGCAGGAAACAAUGGAAAAAUCAUCAAAACAACUCUUACAGCCCUCACAGAGUCAACUUUGAUAGUUUCCGGUAUCUGCAGCGCUUCUAUGUAGGAAGAAGGUUUUCUGAUCUUCACCAGACACUGUAUUUUAGAAGAUGAGAUCAAAAGGCAUCAGACUUGAUGAAGAAUUCUUGAACAGUAUCUUUGUAAGUAAUUGAUUUGCAUUACCUAUUUGAAAUUCUAAUGAGCUAGCAAUAGCAAGAUAAAGGUUGUCAUAUGGUUAUUAUUUUCACAAGCAUGAAGCAGUGGUGCUGGGAGGAAUUUGUGGUGUACGUAUGUGACAUAAUAUGGACUCCAUCUUUGUGUUGAUGAAGGAAGGCUACAGGUUUUGUGACUCGUAGUCUGUCUCAUGUGGAGUCCACGGAAGUAUAAGAGGAUACAGGAUUUGGAUCACACCUACAAUACACCUGCUUUUAAAACAUUUUGUAAGAGAAAAGUAUUGAAAGUUAGCACAUUUCAAGGAGAAAAAUGCAAUGGUUUCCUCUGGGGAAAAGAGUAAUCGAAACCUAGCAGGUGUGCUGGUUUUUUUUUGUUUUGUUUUGUUUUUUUAGCAACAUUUGACAUAGAAUCUUAGAUUAACAAGUAACUAUCAGUCCUGAACAUUUCUUCAAGUGAGGGUUCAUAUUGCUCAAAGUGGGAAGCUAUAAAUGAUGUUUUGAAAACACUGGGAAUCACUGAACAGGGAGGUCAGAUGAGUCACUGUGCGGGUGUUCUCCUCAUUUACACUAGUAUUAUUUUGAAUUUAUCAGAUUUUUCUCUAGUCUGUGUAGUGCCCUUUCCUAAUACUCAUUUUUCUUUGCUGCAGGACAGUAAUUGGAAAAGGUUUUCAAAACCUUUCUGCAUCAACCAACAAGACAAUGGUAUAAAUGAAGUUGGAAAAAGAAUUGUAAGUGUUAAAGAAAAUAUGGGUUUUGUAGCAUUUGGAGCCAGGUGAAUGAAAUACGUUGGCAUAUGUGAGUGUCACUUGUUAUACUCAGAUAUUAUCAAAUGAAUAUUUAACAACAUACUCAAAAUCAUGAGUGUUUGAGGAGCAGUAAGAAUUGCAUAUAUUUCCCAACAUGGUACAGUUAGGACAAUGGAAAACUUUUCAGCACUUUUAAUGUGUUCUCUCUCUUUUUCAGGAGCCAGGGAGAUGAAGGACUUAUCUCCCUCAUCUCAAAACUCCUUUUGCUGCAAUUUUUCUUCAAAUGUUCAUAUAUCCAUGUUAACUAAUUCCUAAUAUAAUCAAAAAUAAAUUUUUUUAGAUAAUUGGUCAUAGUUUGCUUGUUUUUUCCCUUCGGUGUGGAGGUGUGAGAGUAAGUGUAAGAAUGGAGAAGGCUGCAAGUGUCUUGGGUCCUCCAUCUUUCUUUUUCGUAUCUUUUGGUUGAUUGUGUUUCUUUUCCGACUAGGCCAAAUUUUCAAAUGCUGUCUCUUAAACAGAAUAUCAAAUUGCCAAUUAAAUUCCACCUGGCUUGCAGGGUAGGAGUGGGUAUUGACUAUAUUCUCUGCUUUGUUUUUGUUCUUAAACAGAAACCAGUGUUAGACAAUGACCAUUCCUCUUUCAAGGUAGGCUGAAUUGUAAGGCUGCAGGAUUGCAGGUGCAUUUUAAAUGCCUGUAAAAUAAUUUUAUUAAUUGAACAUACUGUUGAAGAGCUGGUACUUGAAAAUUGUAUCUAGAAAGAAUUUGAACAAAUAUCGGUUAUCUGCCUUCCUAAAAUUACUUUUGAUUGUGUGACUAUGGCAUGUAAAUAUGACUUAUAUGUAGUAAUGUGAAGUUAUUUUCAGGCCUAGAAACACAAAUAAGACUUUCUUUCAAGAAAGUUUUGGUAGUUCCUUAAUGUGAAUACAUACAAAUAAUUUUUCUAAGUCAUGUAAUUAUGUUUGUAGAUAUUCAAUGUUAAAUGAUUAAUUUUACUCACAGUUUUUAUGUUUUACUGAUUUAUUUUUCAUUAUUUUCCCAUUUUUGAAUUUUUUGUACAUAGAAGAGUUUACAGUACCUCAGACAACAUACAUGUGUUUUUACUCAGUUUUACUAGAAAGGAGAUGUUUCAAAUGGCUUGUGUUUUUGACUGCGUUGCAAAGCACUUCUGUUAUUUCCUCAUGCUAACUUCUAAAGUAAUAUUCUCUGCCUGUUGUUCGCAAUAUGAAAACCAUGUGAUUUUGGUACUGUGACUUAAGCACAGUCCUGCAAAUUGUUUAUUUUGAUCAGGGCUGGAACAACUUAAUUCCAGAUUGAAAUGUGCUCAUGGUGGCAGGUUUAUGAGUAUUAGUCUGAUGUUCUAACUGAAAACUCAAAUCAUUCGAUUUCUAUGUGGUUUUUUUUAUAACUAUGAUAUUUAGAUGGCAUAGGCUCAACUUGUUUCUUUCCUCUAAUAAUGAUCAUAAACACGUUUGGGUUUAAAUCUUGACCUUUAAUACUCUUCCACUGACACAGUUAUUUAGCUUUGUCCGGCCUUUUAAUUCUUAGUGAUAUGCUGAAGACCUUGUUAUACCUUAUCUACUUUUAGUGUUUGAUUUUUUUUCUAUUCACAUUUGAAUAGCUAAAAAAAAAAAAACAUUAGUUUUCUGUGGGCAUAGCUAAUGCAACAGAUUCCUUUUUAACCAUUUCCAAAUACAUGUCAUCUGUUUUUCUGCAGAGACACUACAGAUUUAUUCUUCAAAUACAGUUGCUUCUAUGACAAGCAACGUUAUCAUAUGAGCGUCUGUAGUCUAAUCAAGCUUGCUUUUGAAAUUAGUAGAUUCUUACCUUGGUGCUACACCCCCACUGGUACUGGAAAGCUGUUACAGAAUUUUGUUCAUCUGCUUCUUUGAAAGCAUUAUCUAGAUUCCCAUAUGUACUGUAUGCCCAAAUUGUCCUUUACACAGUUCCUCCCAGUGCAGAGAUGUUCAUCCUGAAGUAUUUAUCAAGUAUUUGUCAUUCUUUAACAAAUUAAGAAGGGCAAAGUCAUUUGCCUUUGUAUGGGAAGCAACAAAAAUCUAAAAGGAAUGCGAUGGUUAUGAGAGCGCCUACUUGUUUUAGACAUUCUUUCUGUACAUGCAGAUUUAUCAUUUAACACAUAUUAGCUUCUGGUCCUUAUGCUAAAAACAAACUACCUGUAGUUAAACAUACAAGGAAGAAAUAAUUAAAAAAAAUGACAAAAACAACACCACGAGGUCAUAUCAUUACAUAGUUUAAAUGCUUCUCUAUGCAUUUUUAAUAUUCACACGUAAGACUACUCCUUUAGUUUUAGUAUUGCUUAUGUAACUGAUUUUCACAGAUUAUUGACAAAGAAACACAAAUUGUAUUGGUUAAUGAAAGAAAUUAAACUAAACUUGCACACUCACGCUUAGGGGAGGUGGUGGAGCAAAAUAUGUGCAUAUGCAGUACCUGACAUUAAGUCCUAAGUUUCUAGACCGGUUGACACCAAGGAAGAAUGAAUGUCCUCUGUUUCCGUCACUUUUCAAAAGGAAAAAUUCAUGUGCCAAAUAUUUGACUGUGGUUGUCUGCAGAUGCUAGAAAAGGUGGGUGAUACUACAGCAUAUAGGUGCAAUUGGCAUUGUAUUAAGUUUUGCAUAACAGAUUGUGCCUGGUACAGUUUCUGUCUGUAUCUAUCUUAGGUAUAUACAAGGCAUCUAUCACCUUGGUACCUAAGCAGUUUGAAAAAUGCACCCACCCCAGGAGGCAUGAUGCAGAUACAGGCAGAGGCCCAGGUCCAGAGCAGCAGAGGCAGGUCCCAGGAAGCUCCCCAACUGUGGUACCGCUGUUGUUGAGCUCCUGGCCCACUUGUGGCCAAGGAACAUCUCCACCUACCUGUCAGCAGGAAGACGGUACCCCACCCCUCACGUCCAGCUCUACUGGCGGGGAAUCUGAAAAGGAAAUGUAAAUGGAAAAGGCAACGGUCCAGUAGCAGAGGUGAAACAGAAAUGGUGGGAUUUCAAAAGGAGGGAUUCUUAAAGAACAGCACAUCUCAGGGGAGGGAUCAACUGCCAGUCGAAGUGACAGAUGUCACUGGGGAACAAGAUGGGGAGGUUCCUGGAUCCUCGGGGCAAGCUGGCCGUCUCCGAGGGAGCUCACCGUCCACACCGGCUGAAGAACAGGAAUCCUCGGUGCCUGCCUCUGAUGAAGACUCACCGGCCAGGACCACAGAGAGCUGGCAGUGGCCGUUGUCCUCGUCUGAAACGCACAGCAACGUUGGGGAGGAUUUUGAGGGAUUUCAAACGCCAGCGCGGACUCCGGAGUGUACCAUGGACAUACAAUCUCCCGGGGAUCAGUCACUCAGUAGGACUCCUCAGUUUGAAAGUGACUCUCCUGAGGAGGAGGGCAAUGAUGAGAUGAAUGAAGAGCACCGCGGUGUUGAGCCUGUCCCUAGGGAUCGGGGUUGGAGAGGGCAGCCCCAGCUAACAGAGGGAGAGAAGCUGUUGAUGGAAACCAACAGUAGGAUUGUGCAGCUGCUGGAAAAUAUCAAGAGGGAGCAUGCACAGUCCAUGGGUCUCAUGUCACAGUCCAUGGGCCGCAUGGAGCUGCAGCUGGGCAUUGUGGCUACCUCCACAAGAGCCAUCCAUAACUACCUGUCAGAGAUUUUAGCUUUUCUCAAGCAGCCACGGACACAGGUCCUUGAAACACGCAUCUCCCAAAGAGCCACCCCCCAUGUCGAGUUAACCUGUGCCUCGACAUGGACUGGUGAGGAUGCAGUGGCAACCUCCACUGUGUGCUUACCAGGGGCUGAAGGGACGAGCGACUCUCGAGAACCGCCGCAGGCCACGCUGCCUUGUCGCAGUGGCCGGCUGCAGAGAGCCAUAACCGAGAGGGCCUCGUUGCCCAUGCCUACACGCCAGGCAAAAGGGGGAGGGAAGAAAAAAUAACCACACCGUAGGAUUUUUAGGGUUUUUUUUAAUGUGCCUGUCCUUUUAAUUCUUAGCCAUAAGGCCAUCAGUGGCAGAACUCAACCAUUUCCUACAUUGGCUAACAUUGUAUUCUGGCUAACUAGAUUAGUCUAACAUUUUGUAGUUUAUAUUUGCACUGUUAACAAUGUGUGCUGCUGGUAUUUGAAGAACAUUUGCCUCUGUUCUUUCACUUUAACUUCAUACAAGCAUUUUUUUACUCUGUGCCAGGCAUUCAUUGCUUUUCUUACAAAUACAAGUCAUUUCUUGA
This is a messenger RNA of Numida meleagris (helmeted guineafowl), 11137 nucleotides long. RefSeq lists its product as uncharacterized. Bases 9910 to 10848 code for a protein of 312 amino acids. The transcript has 2 exons. The record is from RefSeq and is a predicted model, not a curated record. Lineage: Eukaryota; Metazoa; Chordata; Aves; Galliformes; Numididae.